AUGGCAUCGCAAUAUUCGAUUGGCAGAGUUCGUGCAUCUUCAAGAGCGAGAUGUCGUUCGAACGAUGAUCCAAUCCUAAUUGCUGUUAUUGGUGUGACGGGGGCUGGAAAAUCUACAUUCAUAAAUCGCGCCGCGGGAAGAAACAUUCUACAAGUUGGACAUACCUUUGACUCAUGCACUCAAUCUGUGAAUUGCGUACGGACGGAGAUUGACGGAAGAGAGGUCUUCUUGAUCGAUACCCCCGGAUUUGACGAUUCCCAGAGGACAGAUGCGGAGGUACUCGAAGAGAUAUCCGAUUGGCUAACCACAACGUUUUGGGAAGGGAUAUACCUGAACGGAAUCAUCCUCUUACAGCCCGUCGAAGGAUGUCGCGGAUUGGGAUCUGAACGUCGACGUACUCGCUUGUUCCAGAAAAUCUGUGGACCCGACGCUUAUAGCCAUGUCGUUAUUGGAACUACCAUGUGGGGCAAGAUCCGCAAUCGAGUAGACGGCGAAAAUAUGGUUCGACAGCGAAGAGAUUCGGAAGAGUUUUGGGCAGCGCUUAUUCGCAGGGGUGCAGAGGUCGUCGAGCACGAGGACACCCGGGAGUCAGCUCUUAACAUCAUCCGAAAGGUUAUGUUUAAGAAUAAGACCAUUUUACAGCUGCAACAAGAGCUCGCGGAAUGCGAUGGAAUUCUUCAUAGGACUGCGGCGGGCAGACAGCUCGAUCAAGACCUCGGCCAAAGCAGCGAGAGGAGAAGGCGUGAAUUGGACGCAAUCAUCUCGGAGAGAGACGCGUUUCGAAAGUCGACACAAGAACUCGAAGAAAGAAUCAUGGAGCUCAUAUCGUUGAUAGAAUCGAUAGAAGACCAGAGAACCAAACUGCAAAACACCGAGGUGAGAGCGUCAUCUUCCAAGCCACAAUGGAUUCAAGCAUUUGCGGCUUUGGGUACUUUGGGUGUUGGGGCAGCCACAGCGGCCAUUCCACUGGCAACGGGUGGUUCAUGCACAAUUCUUUAA
This is a messenger RNA of Verruconis gallopava, 999 nucleotides long. RefSeq lists its product as uncharacterized. Gene Ontology annotation, molecular function: GTP binding. Bases 1 to 999 code for a protein of 332 amino acids. The record is from RefSeq and is a predicted model, not a curated record. Lineage: Eukaryota; Fungi; Ascomycota; Dothideomycetes; Venturiales; Sympoventuriaceae. The transcript has 3 exons.